AAGACGAGAUUAAACGGAAAUUGGAUAUGCAUUUCCGAAAUCACAAGGCACGUUAUCUGCCAUUAUACUGUCAUUUGUGUACACAAGAUAAGAGAAACUAAAAACAAUAAUAAUAUAGCGUCUUCCAUAUUUUUAAAUACUUACGUAUAUUAUGAAUUUAAAGAGAAAAUACGUUAAAUUUAUGCAUUUAAUAUUCGGUAAUGCAUAUUAACAUAUAAGUAUUAAAGAAAUAAUAUGUUUAUUUGUUUGAUUUAAACUAUUACAUAAAAUAAGGAUGGUUAGAGCAAUUAUCAAACCAAAACAUAUAAAAAAGAAACAACUAGUUUCCGAGCAAAAUCACAAAUUAACUGAAUAUUUUAAUAUAAGAAAAUCAGAUAGGAGGACUAAACGAGAGGUUUUGGAAGAAAAAAGACGACUUAUAGAAUUUGCUUUACGUAAAGGUGUUGAGGAUGGACUAGAGGUCAAAUAUAGCGAAAAUAAAGGUAGGGGUGUAUUUGCGACUAGAGAGUUUGUUAAGGGAGAGUUUGUAGUAGAAUAUAGUGGAGAAUUGAUUGAUAUACACGAAGCCUACAUACGUGAACAAAGAUAUGAAAAAGAUGAAAACAUGGGAUGUUAUAUGUAUUAUUUCAAAUUUAAAGAACAGCAUUAUUGUAUUGAUGCAACAGAAGAAACCGGUAGAUUAGGUAGGUUAGUGAAUCAUUCUAGAAACGGUAACUUACAAACUAAAACAAUUUUGGUCGACAGUAUACCGAGGUUAAUACUAACAGCUAAGACUUAUAUAAGACCUGGUGAGGAACUUUUAUAUGAUUAUGGUGAUAGAUCAAAGGAAUCAUUGGAACAUCAUCCUUGGUUAGCACUUUGAUGGUACAAAAUAUUAAACUUUAACAUUUUUAAAGUUUUUUUUUACAUAAUUUCAUCAUCUCAUUUACUUGUAUUUAUUUAUUUAUUUGAAUAUUUCUCUUUUUUAUCUGAAACUUGGAAUUAAUUGUAUCAAAGUGAUAGAUAUUGCUAAAUUUGUAUAAAUUGAAGAUUUCUGUGGUUUUUUUCAUUUCAUAUUAUUUCAUAUUAUUCUUUGUAAUACUUUGUGCUAAGUUUGAGUCCCUUUUUGUUUUAUAUUUACCUGUUCAUAGGGUAGUUUGUAAUUUUUCUGAAAUUGGUUUAUAUUUUUCCGAAAUAUUGAUAUUUUAAUGAAAAACAAACAUAAUUUGAUUCUAUUGUAAUAAUUGAGUAUAUUUUGUCUUCAAAGGUCAAGUCUAUUUCAGGAACAAAGUGUUAUUUUGUUUACAGUCUUAUUUUCCUCAACUUAUGCAUGUUAUCAUUGUGAAAUAGUACAUAUAUCUCAAAGUUUGUUUGAAUCCGUUGUGUUUCAUUGAAUUAUAUACUUUGUAGGUUGUUUCUAGUGUGAAGGUUUGGUAGCAAAUACAUCCACAUACUGGGUUGAUUGUUAUAAUUGUUGAAAAUCAAUAUGACAAUAAAAUAUUUCAUUGAUUUUAGCUAUACUCUUAAAUUAGGUUAAUUUUUUGAAGAGAGUAUAUUUAUUUGUUAUUACAGAUGCAUAAUUAUUUUUUUAUAUACGAACAUUUCAAAAAAGUUAACAGUUGAUUUGUUUUUAAAUCACAAUUGGUUUACCUUGAGAAAAUUGUGUUUUAUGCACUCAACAAUGGAAAUUUUAACAUUAUGUACUUAUUUGAUUUUUCUACCAGAUGAAUAAUUAUCAUUUUGUCUACGAACCUUUAAAAACAGUCAAUAGUCGAUUUGUUUUGAAACAGUUAAAUGGUUUUUUGUUACAUCUGGGUGUCUAACCCCAAGGUUUGGACACUUUUGGAUAUACCCUGUAAUAUGGUGACGUAUUUGCAACAUUGAUUAUAUAAACAUAAAACUUUUCAUCAGAUUCCAUCGAUUUUCAUGUAUAGAAAAGUAUUUUAUUGUAAUUCCAUUAGCAGUUGGAAUUUCUAAAUUCCAGUAAAGUUAUCAGCAUUUUCAAGCUCGUUCUAAGAUACAUUUUAAAAAACAAAUUUGAUUUUUUCAAGAUGUUUUAAUUUUUCACCAUAAUUGUCUUGCAAAAUUUUCUUUUUUUGUAGAAAUUUUUUGUUAACUUCCUAUUAUUCUACUAUUUCACAUACAUCAGGACUGUAUCAACCCUAUAAAAGUGUAAAUUCCAACAAACAACUCUUAAAUUCUGAAAUCAUUUUUUUUGAUAAGAUUUUUAUAGUUAUACUCAUUUCAAAUCAUCAAAAAAAAUUGGUAAAACGAUUUUUUCAAUAAAAUCCAGUAUUGUAUAUAUAGAGGAAAUAUACAUACAUACAAAUAUAAUGUAAAUUUAAUUGUUUACAUACAAAUUUCAGUUUUUUAUAAUUAAUUAUGAAGCUUUUUUGUGUAUCAUCCUUAUUCAAUUAAAAUAAAACUUUUUAUGAA
This is a messenger RNA of Diorhabda sublineata, 2415 nucleotides long. Its product is annotated as N-lysine methyltransferase KMT5A-like. The transcript has 4 exons. The coding region runs from base 275 to 862 and encodes 195 amino acids. Gene Ontology annotation, molecular function: protein binding; histone H4K20 methyltransferase activity. The record is from RefSeq and is a predicted model, not a curated record. NCBI's taxonomy places the organism in Eukaryota, Metazoa, Arthropoda, Insecta, Coleoptera, Chrysomelidae.